AUGACGUCUACGGCUCGCAAUCCUCCCAGAUUCAAGAAGAUGAUUCCAAUGCAGAGACCGGUCUUCCAAGAGCAGCUACAUGAGCGCCGAAGACACUUCGAGGAACUCCAGAGACUCCAGCCUAUCAAGUUUUCUGAACCGCGUCAAGCAUAUCCCGGCGUGUCUUUGGUAAGCCUGGAUAGACAAUAUCAUUUCCUUGACCCCACCGUCGCGGGUGAGCUUGCGCCCGUGUUCGACUUUCCCGGAGUGACGGAGUCGCAGAUCGUGCUGCAUAUAAAGUGGCCUGGUUACUCGUAUAUUCAGUACCGGACCAUCGACCUUCGAGAAGGCGGGGUGCCCAUCACCCGUCGAAAACUCGCGGAAAAGGUUGCUACAGGUUUGAUCGACUAUACUCUACAGGAGGCCACUAGUCAUGCAGGGUGGAGAGACGCACCACACCAGUGGCGAUUGGCAAUUGACUUGCUCGAUGAGCAUCAAGGACUCUUUAUCUCCUACAAGAAUUUGCGCCUGACCGGCCUGACGUAUUGCCACGACAACAUCUUCAUUCCAGACGUCUACUGUGUUACAGAUGCCGAAGGUACACCCGUGGAGAACGAGGUACCAGAGCUUCCUAUCGCCUACAGUCAGCUCGACGUUGAAAACCUCACUUUGGUCUACGCAACUUUCUAA
This is a messenger RNA of Laetiporus sulphureus 93-53, 669 nucleotides long. RefSeq lists its product as uncharacterized. The transcript is spliced from 3 exons. The record is from RefSeq and is a predicted model, not a curated record. The coding region runs from base 1 to 669 and encodes 222 amino acids. NCBI's taxonomy places the organism in Eukaryota, Fungi, Basidiomycota, Agaricomycetes, Polyporales, Laetiporaceae.